GUCUAUUUAAUGUGGUCAUUCCGAAUGGCCAAAGUUUAAUUAUCUUUAGAUACCUGGACUUAUCUUGACAAACACAUGCUUCCCCCCUUGCUGAUAAAUGGGGUACAUACAUAACACAGCAACUAAGGAGGUGAUCUCGUAGAAGAACUAGAAUUGAUGAAUUCAUGAAUAUGGGACUUCGUUUAAUUAACAGAUGCAGAAUAAGAUACAGAAGAUACUUGACGAUUUUCUUUGGAAUUCUCAUCGUAGUCUGGGUACAUGUUACUUUUAAUGAGGAAGUAGAGUUCAUUUAUAAUAACGAGAAUAUCGACAAGAAAUGUGAAUUACCGAACUUAUCCGCGCAUGACAAAUCCAUCACAAAAUUUUUAUAUCAUCUUAGACCGGUUCAGUGUGAACAAACGUCGGAUCUUUCUUUUGUAGAUUCUGAUGGUUUUCUAAGAUUAAACAAAAGUGCUAUUUCAGAAUCUGGAUAUGGUGUUUUAUCAUGCACCUAUUCUAUAAUAAAGCGUUUAUUGGACUUUGAUGUUGAAAGCGAACCGGAAGUGACGUUUACAAAUUUUGUGUAUGUUAAAGCUGAUUUUUUCAUUGUGAAGUGUAAAAAUGAAAGGAAGUCUUCAGUGUAUAGAAAAUUACACCACAACAUUGAUUAUAAGUCGCGAAUGCAGCAGUUCAAUUUCCUUAAUGCAUCUGAAGAACAAUUGAACGUGUAUAUAUUUGGCUUGGAUUCUUUGUCAAGAUUAGCUGCAGAAAGAACUAUUCCAAUCACGCUUCGUUAUGUGGAAGAAGAGUUAGGAGGUUACAUAAUGAAAGGCUAUACAAAAGUUGGAGCCAACACAUUUCCAAAUUUGGUUAGUCUACUAACAGGAAAAGUUCCUUUUUCAAAAGAGUUACCUCCAUAUGCGGAAUUUUUAGAUCCGUUUCCGUUUUUAUGGAAAAACUUUAGUGAAGCUGGCUAUACGACGUUCUUUGCUGAAGAUCUACCAGAAAUGGGAACUUUUACAUAUUGGAAAGGUUUCAAAGAGCAACCUUGUCUACAUUAUAUGAGACCAUUUUACGUAUCACUGGACAAAUUUAGCUUGCCAAAUACUAAACGAGCACUGCUUUCAUUAGAAAACAACAAUAUUCAUCUUGGCAAAACAUCGGCUCUGUGUGUGGAAAAUAUUCCAAAGCAUAUGAUGUUAAUGAAUUAUUUUCGGCAAUUUAUCCAAUUUUAUGGAAAUCAACGGAAAUUUGCCUUGAGUUGGAUGAAUGAACUCACGCACCAAUGGGAUAAUCUUGUUCAAUUAGCUGAUAAAGACUUCAUGUUGUUUUUUAAAUGGUUGAAAGAUUCGGGCAGACUUUUCAAUUCUAUACUGUUGUUCAUGAGUGACCAUGGUAUAAUGCAAAAAAGCAUAAAAAAUACCCUCGCGGGGAGAACAGAGAACCGAAUGCCUAUGUUCGCCAUUGUAAUACCACCACAUAUGAAAUCAAAAUAUCCUCAUAUUCACCAAAAUUUGAAAAUAAAUACUCAACGAUUGACAACUGCAUUUGAUGCUCAUCAAACAUUGGUAGAUGUUUUAGAAAGCAACUUUUUACGGAGUAAAUCACAUGUGGAUAAACUCAAAAAGCUUCCACGCGGAAUAAGUUUGUUUCAAGAAAUUCCAGAUAGUCGAUCUUGUAAAGAUGCAGAAAUUCCUGGUGAUUUUUGUGUUUGUAAUUCAUACGAACCAAUCAACAAUAACGAAAAAGUUUCGAAAGACUUAGCUAGUUUCGUAGUUUCUUACAUUAACCAAAAAUUAACAAAACAUGGAGGAAAAUGUGCGAAACUACAUUUAUUAAGGAUAAAAGAUACUUAUUUUGUAAAAACAAAUUUACAAAGACACAAAGAAAGGGAAGAAUUUUCAUUACGAAAUUUAUUUUUCCAACCAGAUCAGGAAGAAAAAACUUACCUGAGUGUUUUUGAGACGGUCCCCGGAAAUGCAUUAUUUGACGCGACAGUCAGCAAAGACUACAAAGGAUCUUUUAAUAUCAUUGGUCGAGUAAAUCGAGUCAACGAAUAUGGUAACCAAUCGUCUUGCAUAAGCGAUAAGUUUUCUAAACCUCUAUGUUACUGCAGCUGAUUAGUUGUAAUGAAAUGAAUGGGUAAUUUUGUGAUUGAUUCUGAUUUCUUCUUGUGUGUAAGUACACAUGUAUGUUUAAGGCAAUUAUUGCAAAAUGCAUAUCAUGAAUAGCUCCAGUCCAUAAUUUUUUUUAUACAUGCCAUUCAAUAAUUCUAUCUCAGGGAGACGUUUGUAUAAAAACGAUGAUUAAAAUGUGUUCUUUUUCAAUUAAAAUGCGAUGUGGUUUUCAGUGAACUUGACGGACGACUGGUUGUUUAAUGUUUAUAUGCGAUGGACUCAUUUAAAGUAAUUUGAAACUUCAAAGUACCUUUAAGUCAGUUCUCCCAGAAAACAUUCUUUUACAAUAAAGUCCUCUUCUGUAACUCUGCUCCUAUCAAUUAAUAAAUUUAACAUACAGUAUACUCUUUAUGUCCUUGAAUCAUCUUGAAACAUCGUAAAUGAAAUGAAACAGAAAUGUUUAUUAACAGUUCAAAAUAAAUGAUUUAGCUAGAGCAAUGACCAGGACUUUGCAGAAUGAUUUUGAUUCAGGGUUAUGAUACUUGUAUAUUUUCAGUUUUCGUCUACUCAACUUUUAAUUUAUUUAAAAGGAUCUGAACCUAUAAUUUGGAUACAUUUUCAAAAUAUAGAAUUUGAAGUGAAAUAAACACUUAAGAUAGUACCUUACUUGUUUAGUUACGACAAAUCUUCGCUUUAUCUGGCAAGCAUAUCUUGUUUCUCCAUCAGGAACAGCAUACUUAGAUUUUAAUCAUCAGGCAGACGUAUCGAGGGGAGGGGCACCCCCUUCGCUACUUAUUUUCCGAACGUAACCAUUUACUGUUGAAAAUGCUCGUUGAAAAUAAUGUCCUAGUUUUUUGUUGCAAUAUACCCUGGUAGCCAAAUUUUCAAAUCGUCCCAUGGUUAUGUAUGUAUGAAACUCCCCUCCCUUUUUCAUUUGUUUGUCAAAGAUUUUAAGGUAGGUUGGCACCCCCCACCCCACCUCCCU
Messenger RNA from Saccostrea cuccullata (small rock oyster), 3081 nucleotides. RefSeq lists its product as uncharacterized. The record is from RefSeq and is a predicted model, not a curated record. The coding region runs from base 165 to 2099 and encodes 644 amino acids. The transcript is spliced from 3 exons. NCBI's taxonomy places the organism in Eukaryota, Metazoa, Mollusca, Bivalvia, Ostreida, Ostreidae.